AUGGCUAUCCUUUCGAGAGUGUUACAGUCCAGCAGGUCUGAGAAUCUGCCUACCCUCAGCUCAUUUUCCAAGAUUUCACCACAGUCCUCGCCUAGUCACAGGUCAUCCGUACAACCAAGCUCCAUCAGUAGCAAUGGCAAUGCCCACCAUGGCAAGAAAUCUUCAUCAAAUUCCGUAGUUCUUUCCAUUAAGUUAGAAUCUCCGCCUGUUAUACUAUAUGGCCAAGCUAGUGAAUCUACUGGUUCCAUAAUAUCUGGGCUAUUGUUCUUAGAGAUCAAUUCCAAGCUCUCAUCACCUUCAGGAAAUUCUUCCCCUAGUAACCCAUUGAGUCCCGUAACUUCCAGAUCGUCUCUUAAGUUGAGCAACGAUGUUCACCAAUUAUCCCCUGUCGCUUCAAGAUCAUCCUCAAAAGGAGGCAACAGUCCUCUGGUUGGUGCACCGAAUUCACCACCACCUUUUGAGUCAGUCGAGUUGAAAACAGUUACUUUGUCACUUGUGCAGACAAUAAAAUAUACCAAACCAUUCCUACCACCAUCGCCUUCAAUUUCAAAUUGCAAGGAAUGUGCUGUAACUAAAAACGUAUUGGCUAGAUGGGAUGUCAUUACUGGUAAUACUUCAUUGGAAUUAGGUAAGCAUGGCUAUCCAUUUUCGCAUCUCUUGCCAGGAUCCUUACCAGCAUCUUGUAAGUUGGGCUCAUAUCACUCGGGAUCAUUUGUCAAGUACGAUAUUAUUGCUGAAGCUAAAUUGCCUGGAUCCAGCAGCCCAAUAACUGUUGAAUUGCCUUUGAAUAUUUCAAGGCUGAUAUUAAGAGGUCCCGACAGAAACUCAUUGAGGGUAUUCCCACCAACAGAAGUUACUGCAAGUGCAGUCUUACCAAAUGUUGUAUACCCAAAGUCAACUUUCCCAAUAGAAUUGAAACUAGAUAAUAUUGUGAGUGAAAAGCAAGAUCGUAGAUGGAGAAUGAGAAAACUUACUUGGAGAAUUGAGGAACAAAUUAAAGUCAGGGCAAAUGCUUGUGAAAAGCAUGAACCAAAGUUGAAGGCACUAGAAGAUGCCCAAAAGAAAGUGAUUUUGCUGAAACAAUUGAAGACAGGCCAUUCUUCCUCUGCAGCAGGCUCAAAUGGAGGAGAGAAUAAACCGUCUGGCAGCAUGCACUAUUCUACGAUUCAGACUAAUAUGUCGUACACUGCUAGUCCAUCGUUGCUAUUAGAGCAGCAACAAAAUCAAAGACCACAAGCGCAGGCUCAACAACAACAAACAUCAUCCGUGCGUCCAAGAGAUGUUGACGAAGAACCUGAAGUUGAAUCCCGUACAGCAUCAGCUCCAGAAGAGUCGCACAGAAGUUUUGUAGAAGAUUUCGUUCGAGGCCCUGCGCAAGUCGAGAGCUCGACUAAUGCUACUACAAGCACUGCAGCAAGUGCCGAUGGAAGUGGUGGUAAUAGCCCCCAAGUAGAUCCGAAACUCAAACAAGAGCAUAUAUAUUUGGAAGAAAUUCGUACUGUUAACCAUGGUGAGUUGAAGUCUGGCUGGAAAUCGGACUUUAGUGGAAGAGGCAAAAUUGAAUUGGUUGCAGAUAUCGGAGCAAUCCACCUUUCGUCUGGCUUAGUUAGGAAUAUCACUCAAAGAUCAAGUAGUGACCCAAAGGGCGAACUAAACGAUGGUCUCCGAAACGGUGCCAACAUUGCAUGUGAUAUCGAUGAUCCUAAUCUGGGAGUUUUUGUAAAUCAUACAUUAAUAGUAGAAGUGGUGAUUGCCGAAGAGUUGCUUCAAGAGAAAAGACCAAGAGGAGCUAGCUCUGGCCAGGAACUUAGGCCCAGUAUUUCCACUUCUUCAACAGCUUCCACUGAUACUCAACAAGGGAAUGCGCAUUCGCUGCCUCAAUUUGGAACUGCAAGUGGUGCAGCUAGAGUAUUGAGAAUGCAAUUCAAAUUACCUGUUACUGAGAGGUCUGGUUUAGGUAUAGCUUGGGAUGAUGAAGUUCCACCAACUUACGAAGAUGUUCGUACUUUAAGUCCACCAACUUAUAAGGAUUCAUCGAACGGUGGAACUCCUGUAAUUGGAUCUUCAAGCUCAUCGGUUGCAUUGCCAGCGUUGGCUGCACAGAGGCAACAAACACCAGGAGUUAUUUAUGGGAUUGGAAGCACACCAAAUACAGGCGCCUUUGGUCUAGUAAGGAACGCUGAUGUGAGUAUAGAUAGUGUGGUAGACUUAGAUGACCAAGAUUUUAGACUAUAG
Dujonia railenensis is the source of this 2235-nucleotide messenger RNA. Lineage: Eukaryota; Fungi; Ascomycota; Pichiomycetes; Serinales; Debaryomycetaceae. The record is from the annotation of a GenBank genome assembly.